GGCCAUCCCAUGAGCAGUAGCGAGAUGCCUAGAUCUCGCGCGAAAUGACCACGCCGCUGCUGCUCCUCGCCGUAAUCCUCCACGUCUGUGCCGCCGCCGUCGAGGCGCUGGUCUUCGACGUGCCGUCGGGCAGCUCCAAGUGCCUGACCGAGGAGCUCCGCCGCGGCGCGCUCUCCCGCACCUCGUACCGCGUGGCGCCGGAGUCCACGUCGGCGGCCGACCCAAGGGUCUCGGCGCGCGUGACGGGGCCGCGCGGCGAGGAGCUCCACCUGGCGGAGGCCGCCGAGCGCGGGGAGCUCAGGUUCCAGGCGGCGGAGGACGGCGAGCACACCGCCUGCUUCUGGACGCCCCGCUACGAGCGCGGCGCCGUUGUUUCCGUCGACGUGCAGUGGGACACCACCGGUGCCAGCGCCCGGGGUACCCCGCCGGCCGUCGCGGACGGCCGCAUUGCUGAGGAACAAGCAUCUGUCACUUUCCAGUCCAUUGCUGAAGAGUUGAAGAAAUUGGAGGACUCUGCUCGACUCAUACAUGAAGAGAUGAUUUCUCUGCGCCAGAGUGAGCGCGAGAUGCAGAGACUCAACCAAGACACGGCCACAAGGAUGCACGCGUUUACCCUGGUGUCGCUGGCCAUGUGCGUCGGUGUCGCAGGAUUGCAGCUGUGGCAUCUGAAGACUUUCUUUCAGAAACAGCAUAUACUGUAGAAGUUAGAACAGGUCCUGUACACAAUCUUUUUCCCCGUGUUCGCAGGGUUGAACUGAAAAUGGAUCAUUCAAUCAUAUUUCUUUAAGAAAUUGACAGUCAUUCGACGCGCACC
Molecule: messenger RNA, 814 nt
Organism: Panicum hallii
Lineage: Eukaryota; Viridiplantae; Streptophyta; Magnoliopsida; Poales; Poaceae
Product: transmembrane emp24 domain-containing protein p24delta10-like
Exons: 3
Coding region: 45-701 (218 amino acids)
Biological process (GO): endoplasmic reticulum to Golgi vesicle-mediated transport; intracellular protein transport; Golgi organization
Cellular component (GO): COPII-coated ER to Golgi transport vesicle; Golgi apparatus; endoplasmic reticulum-Golgi intermediate compartment
Source: RefSeq, a predicted model, not a curated record